Molecule: messenger RNA, 1070 nt
Organism: Talpa occidentalis (Iberian mole)
Lineage: Eukaryota; Metazoa; Chordata; Mammalia; Eulipotyphla; Talpidae
Gene: MPHOSPH6
Product: M-phase phosphoprotein 6
Exons: 5
Coding region: 44-526 (160 amino acids)
Biological process (GO): maturation of 5.8S rRNA
Source: RefSeq, a predicted model, not a curated record
UGCGCGGCGGCUUCGUGGCUGGUGGCGCCGGGCUGGUGCCAACAUGGCGGCCGAGCGCAAGACUAGGUUGUCCAAGAAUCUGCUGCGCAUGAAGUUCAUGCAAAGGGGACUGGACUCAGAAACCAAGAAACAACUAGAAGAGGAAGAAAAGAAAAUCAUUAGUGAAGAGCACUGGUACUUGGAUUUGCCAGAACUUAAAGAGAAAGAGAGUUUCAUAAUAGAAGAGCAAAGUUUCUUGUUGUGUGAAGAUCUUCUCUAUGGAAGAAUGUCAUUCAGAGGAUUCAAUCCUGAGGUUGAGAAAUUAAUGCUUCAGAUGAAUGCUAAGAACAAACCAGAGGAAGUUGAAGAUGAAACAGUGGAGCUAGAUGUGUCAGAUGAAGAAAUGGCUAGAAGGUAUGAGACAUUGGUGGGGACAAUUGGAAAAAAGUUUGCCAAAAAGAGAGACCGGGCCAAUUAUGAAGAAGAUGAAAAUGGAGACAUAAAACCCAUUAAAGCAAAGAAGAUGUUCUUAAAACCCCAAGAUUAAAAUGUGUGCCUUAAGAUACGGCUCAGGGAUGCCUUGUGAAAAUUUUGCUGCAUAUUUUAGAAUUCAUUCUGGUGGUGUCUCUAUAGUUUUUAAUAUGUAACAUUUAUUUGUAAAUGUGUGUUAGAAACAUGCUGUUUUUGAAACAGCUGUGUGAUGGAUGUUAUACAUCCUUUGCUUAAUAGUAUUCAUUGAGAAUGGGAUUUUAGCCCUUAAUCUUCAAAUUGUCUUAGAUAUAUACUUGUUUCCUGAAGAUUUUUUGACCUCAGAUUUUUUCAGAACAAUCACUGACCUUGAAUUGACUCAGAAUACAAAUGUUUAAAUUCCCCUGUUUAUAUUUCACUUAAAUUAUUAAUCAUGUGAAGCCAAUUCAUACAUAUAUUUUAGAAUCAGUCAUGAGAAUUUAUUAUAUGUAAACUCAUGCAGAACAAACACGCCUCUCCAGACUGAAAUAUUUAUCUGCUACAAGUCAUUGUUAGUUUUUGGAAUUACAGGUUUUUGUUUAAAACCUUUAAAAAAAAAAUUCUAUAAUAAAUAUCUGUUUUCA